AUGCUGUUUGGGAAAGCUGACAGAAAAGCAGAUUCAGAGAUUCCCAGCAAGGUCCUUGAUUCUCAGAAAGACAGGAGACCUGACUUUCUCUUUUCCAGCAAAAUCCAAUUCUCCGCACACCAAGAUUUGGCCACUGCAAGGAGCAGGAAGUCUGUGCCACCUCAAAGAUCUAACCUGAACCAUGACAUUUGGGAAAUCAAGCCCCCCAGUUGUAGCUACAAGGUCGGCAAGACUUUGGUUGUCCCCAGAAACCCAGCCGAUGCAAGAAAGAAAGAGGCUAAGAGAAAUCUAAGGAGUUCCUUGGAGAGCCAAACUCUCCACUCCCAGAUCAACCACGACCCCUCAGCAGUUGUGAAGAAGCCCACCCUGCCUGAAUUCAAAACUACAUUCCCGCCCUUGGGUCCUCAUGAAGCCAAGAUCAUGUUCGUGAAGCACGGGAAUUAUCAGAGUGGCAGUUACCGUAAUCCCAAACCUCACGAUUUUAGACAGCGUCGAUCUGGUUUACCCAACUUUGGGACUUCUUCUGUCAGUGACCCUUUUGGUUUAAAGUUCAAAUCACAGCAUCUGGAUACAAUGUACGGACUACCAUCUCUGAAAGACGAGCCACCAAAGGGAGUGAGAUUCGUUACCUUUAAGCCUCUCGAAUGUACCUGGGAUGCCAAACUCAUCCUGCCCAAAAGCCCUUGGCCCCUGAAGUCCGCUUCCUUCACGGAACUAUUCAUCAACUGUUUCCAAAGGUCCCAACUGGAUUAA
This is a messenger RNA of Ornithorhynchus anatinus (platypus), 753 nucleotides long. RefSeq lists its product as uncharacterized. Bases 1 to 753 code for a protein of 250 amino acids. The transcript is spliced from 5 exons. The record is from RefSeq and is a predicted model, not a curated record. Lineage: Eukaryota; Metazoa; Chordata; Mammalia; Monotremata; Ornithorhynchidae.